CGCGCGGCCGGGCGCCUGACGUGGCACUCGCAGCCCAGAGCGACUUGGCCGCGGCGGCGCGGAGCGCGGGGCGCGGAGCGUGCAGAGCCGGGUUCUUCUGCAGCAGCUCUCCUCUGGAAUGAUAUUUUCAUAAUGAGCCAACAAGGUUAUGUGGCGACACCCCCCUAUUCCCAGUCCCAGCCUGGAAUGGGCCUUUCUCCCCCUCAUUACGGGCACUAUGGGGACCCAUCCCAUGUAACUCCUCCACCAGGCAUGGUGAAGCCAUCCGGGCCUUUGGGAGCUGCUGCUCCUCCAGGGCUGUUGCCCCCAGGCCCUUUACCUCCUGGACCCCCGCAAUUUGGCCCCAAUGGAGCCCAUGCCCCAGGCCAUCCUCCCCAAAGAUUUCCAGGACCCCCACCUGUCAAUAACGUGGCACCCUCUUAUGCAUCAGGCCAGCCCCUGCCACAGUCAUCUUACCCAGGUCCUGGGUCCACUUCCUCUGUCACCCAGCUGGGUGGUCAGUUCAGCUCCAUGCAGAUCAACAACCUUGGUGUGGGCAUGGCCCCCCAGAGCCAGGGCCCCCCUGGCCCUCAAUCAGCGGGCGUCUUCCAGGGGCCUCCACAACCUGCACAGCCAUCUAUCCUGCAGCCAGGACCUCCGGUUCCGCCACCACCCCCCUCCACCCUGAACGGCCCUGGUGCCCCUCCUAUGUCUGCACCAACUCACAGGCAGGAUGGGCUUCCUGGGCCUACUCCUCUGAAUGCCCAGUAUCAGCCCUCACCUCCACCAGGCCAGACCCUGGGUGCUGGCUACCCUCCACAGCAGGCACCCAGCUAUGGACCUCAGAUGGGAGGUGCACAGAUGUCUUACCCAGGAGGCUUCCCUGGAGGUCCUGCACAGAUGGCCGGGCCACCACCACAGCUCCAGAGGAAGCUGGAUCCUGACUCCAUCCCCAGCCCCAUUCAAGUGAUCGAGAAUGACAGGGCCACCCGAGGCGGACAAGUCUACACUACCAACAGCAGAGGCCAGGUGCCUCCCCUGGUCACCACACAGUGUGUGAUUCAAGACCAAGGCCACUCGAGCCCCCGGUACAUUCGCUGCACCGCAUACUGCUUUCCGUGCACGUCAGACAUGGCCAAGCAGGCUCAAAUCCCACUGGCUGCUGUCAUCAAACCCUUCGCCGACAUUCCACCAAAUGAGACCCCGUUAUACCUGGUAGACCACGGGGAGAGCGGACCAGUGAGGUGUAAUAGGUGCAAAGCCUACAUGUGCCCGUUCAUGCAGUUCAUCGAAGGCGGGAGGCGCUAUCAGUGCGGGUUCUGCAGCUGUGUGAAUGACGUUCCUCCAUUCUAUUUCCAACAUCUGGACCACAUUGGAAGGAGAGUGGACCACUAUGAGAAGCCAGAGCUGUCGCUGGGAUCCUAUGAAUAUGUUGCUACUUUGGAUUACUGCAGAAAGAAUAAACCUCCCAGCCCACCAGCCUUUAUCUUCAUGAUUGAUGUUUCAUACAGUAACAUAAAGAGUGGACUCGUCAAGCUCAUAUGUGAGGAACUGAAGACCGUGCUGCAGAGACUACCCAAGGAGGAGCAUGAGGAGACAUCUGCAAUUCGAGUUGGUUUCAUCACAUACAACAAAGUUCUCCACUUCUUUAAUGUGAAGAGUAAUUUGGCCCAACCUCAGAUGAUGGUGGUGACCGAUGUUGGAGAGGUCUUUGUUCCUUUGUUGGAUGGGUUCCUUGUCAACUAUGAAGAAUCUCAAUCUGUGAUCCACAAUUUAUUGGACCAGAUUCCAGAAAUGUUUGCUGACUCCAAUGAAAGCGAGACAGUCUUUGCUCCUGUCAUCCAGGCUGGCAUGGAAGCACUUAAGGCGGCAGAGUGCCCUGGGAAGCUAUUCAUCUUCCAUUCCUCCUUGCCUACUGCGGAAGCACCGGGGAAGCUCAAGAACAGAGAUGACAAAAAGCUGGUUAACACAGACAAAGAGAAGAUACUUUUCCAACCCCAAACAGCUGUCUACGAAUCUCUGGCCAAGGACUGUGUGGCCAAUAGCUGCUCGGUGACUCUCUUCCUCUUUCCCAGUCAGUAUGUGGACGUGGCUUCCUUGGGUCUGGUUCCGCUGCUCACUGGAGGAACUCUUUACAAAUACAACGCUUUUCAGAUACAGACGGAUAGCCAGCGAUUUCUGAAUGACCUCCGAAAUGAUAUCGAAAAGAAAAUAGGCUUCGAUGCUAUUAUGAGGGUCCGCACCAGUACAGGUUUCAGGGCCACUGACUUCUUCGGUGGAAUAUUAAUGAACAACACCACAGACGUGGAAAUGGCGGCCGUCGACUGUGACAAGGCUGUGACGGUCGAGUUCAAGCACGAUGACAAGCUGAGCGAGGAUGCCGGAGCCCUGAUCCAGUGUGCUGUGCUCUACACGACCAUCGGCGGUCGGCGAAGACUUCGGAUUCACAAUCUCGCCUUAAACUGCAGCACCCAGCUAGCAGACCUCUAUAAGAGCUGUGAAACGGAUGCCCUUAUCAACUUCUUUGCCAAGUCAGCUUUUAAAGCAGUUUUGAACCAGCCUAUGAAGGUCAUCCGGGAAAUUCUAGUUAAUCAGACUGCCCAUAUGUUGGCAUGUUACCGGAAGCACUGUGCGAGUCCGUCUGCAGCAAGCCAGCUUAUACUGCCAGAUUCCAUGAAAGUUCUGCCCGUGUACAUGAACUGUUUGCUGAAGAACUGUGUGCUGCUCAGUAGGCCAGAGAUCUCCACUGAUGAGCGGGCCUACCAGCGGCAGCUGGUCAUGACCAUGGGCGUGGCUGAGUCCCAGCUCUUCUUCUACCCACAGCUCCUGCCAAUACACACGUUAGAUGUGAAGAGCACUGCGCUGCCUCCCGCCGUCCGCUGCUCCGAGUCUCGACUCUCUGAAGAAGGAAUGUUCCUGUUGGCUAACGGUCUGAACAUGUUCUUGUGGUUAGGAGUGAGCAGCCCACCAGAGCUGAUUCAAGGAAUAUUUAAUGUGCCAUCGUUUGCACAUGUCAACACAGAUCUGACAUCGCUGCCUGAGCUGGGAAAUCCACACUCUCAACAGCUCAGAAUCAUAAUGAAUAAUAUCCAGCAAAAGAAGCCAUACUCCAUGAAGCUCAUCAUAGUGAAGCAGCGUGAGCAGCGGGAGAUGGUUUUCCGGCAGUUCCUGGUGGAAGAUAAAGGACUCUACGGAGGAUCCUCCUAUGUGGACUUCCUCUGCUGUGUUCACAAGGAGAUCUGUCAGCUGCUUAACUGAGUGCUGUCCUCUCCCACUGAGGUUGCUGAAGAGACAGUCUCUGACUUGGUGCCUAAUUUUUCGAUGAUAGUAGGCUAGUUUUAAAUUUCUUGAUUACUUUCAAGACAGCUUGCCAAGACAGCACAAAGACCUUCAGCUUUGGUGCUUGGGUAGUGAGCCCAUGGAGGAAUCAUAAAGGGAACAGUCUAUUCUGGCUGUCCAACUUGUAACUUCUCAAGCUGACAGUUUGCAUUUCAUAAAUACAUAGUUUACAGGACCAUUUGCAGUCUCAAUUUUCUUUCUUUGUGCUAAAUUUAUAAAUUAUUUUUCAAACUGUAUAGAUUCACAGUACAAUUGUCUUGGUUCCUCUCUCUUUCGGCAUGAGGAAAAGACUUCAUUUUUAUCUUAUACCUAAUGCUUUAAAAACCCCAUGACUACAUUAAACAGAUUUUUUUUUUUUCAACAGAAGAUCUGCACAGCAGACUUUUUAAAACCUUGAAAUAUGCCUGGUAGAACAAUUUGUGUUCUCCUUUUUUCAUAAUUAUAUAUUGUUUAAAAUAUUUUCCAGUUGUUUUGUCUAUAAAAUGGUAUCUAUAUUCUUAAUGGUUCUUUGUACAAUGUUGAUGGUUUCUACCUGUAUAUAAUGGAUCUUAACCAAUAUCAAUAAAUUACUUCAUGUA
This is a messenger RNA of Psammomys obesus (fat sand rat), 3896 nucleotides long. It is a transcript of the gene Sec24d, whose product is annotated as SEC24 homolog D, COPII coat complex component. The transcript is spliced from 23 exons. The coding region runs from base 133 to 3237 and encodes 1034 amino acids. Gene Ontology annotation, biological process: COPII-coated vesicle cargo loading; endoplasmic reticulum to Golgi vesicle-mediated transport; intracellular protein transport. NCBI's taxonomy places the organism in Eukaryota, Metazoa, Chordata, Mammalia, Rodentia, Muridae. Gene Ontology annotation, cellular component: COPII vesicle coat; endoplasmic reticulum exit site. Gene Ontology annotation, molecular function: SNARE binding; zinc ion binding. The record is from RefSeq and is a predicted model, not a curated record.